UGCUCAUGUGUGAUGCUGGGUUCUCUGUAUUACAAAAUGUAUUUAAAGGGUAUGGUCUAGACCUGCUCUAAGUGGAAAGUAUCAUGAGAUGAGGUGAAUUGGCGCUAUAUAAAUACACUAAAUUGGACUGAAAUGCGGGCCUAUAGAUCCAUGCAGCUUUAUUUCAGUUCAGUAUUAACAAAAUUGGAUUACUGGGAUAAAACUCAUCCCAUUAAUCUGAGCUCGCUGGCGGUCUUCCGUUGUGGUGUAAAUGUCCGUGUAGGCUAUCAGAGCUUCUCUCAGGCUCCCAGGGGAGUCAGGCAAUCAGAGCGGAGAGACUACAGAGUCAAUAACAGAUCUCCCGGUGGGCUUCCCGCAGUGUUCGUAAUGCGUGUAUGGAUGCUGUGGUGUGUUUACUGCCUAAGCAGCGUGCACACGCAGUACUGGAACUUUAAGCCAAGCUGACGGACCCACAGCCGCCCUCCAGAGAGACUGUGCAAUAGGAGCUGCAGUGGAAGAAGAAAGAAACGAAUAUGUCAGCGGCGGGGAAGAGAAGGCUUAGCGUUAAGGCUGAGUCCAGGAAAUGCGCUGCGCGUUUUUGGAGGCUGAUUCCUCACGUUUUGCUCUCCCUGUCCCUGGUGGCAUACGCGUCGCUUGGUGCGCUCAUGUUCCAGCACAUUGAAGGAGGGAGCGCAUCCACCACCCCUCAAGACUACCGAGAGUUCCUGGGUCAGAUUGUCAGCACCGUCCAAAAUUUCACCGAAAAUGCUUCCUGCACACAUGAGGACAUAGUGAGGGAGGUGGAGAUAAAGAUGAGAUAUGGGUUCAAUUCCAUAUGGCUCCAGAGACCUGACAGGUGGACCUUUUUUGGCUCCAUGUUUUUCUGCUGCACUGUAUUCACAACAGUUGGGUAUGGGGAGAUCUAUCCAGUUACCCUGCUUGGUAAGGUGGUGUGUGUCUUGUAUGCCAUGGUAGGCAUCCCUCUUAUGCUUCUGGUCAUCCUCGAUGUGGGAGACUUCCUCGCUAUGCUGAUGUCCAGAUGCUACAUACACAUUCACACCUUCUGCAAAAUUCUCCGCUCCCAUACCUGGUCACCAUGGAAGACUAAGAAGCAUGGAGGGAAUUCUAGCCACUGGGCCUUGGAGGACGGUAACUUUGUUUUCAGCCAUGACAUUUUGGUCCGUGAACCCCUUGACAUCCGGCAGGUGCUACACAGUCAGGCAGAUGUACGGCACAAGUCUAUCCAACUGCAAAACAAUAAAGAGAUCUUUGAGAAGAUUCUCACGAGGGAGAACUUACUCAGAAAGGGCCCACUAAUGAGAACUUUCUCCUGCCCAGAGCUAGACCAGCUACCACCACCACCCAAAGGAUAUGCCAUAUGGGACUUUACAGGGUUGGGAGAUGGAAUGGAAAUGUUGGAUGUUCCUUUUGUACUGAUUAUCUUCAUUGUUUUCGCCUACAUUUUCUUAGGUGGUUUAAUUCUACCUUUGUGGGAAACUGAAUUCAAGGGCUUUGACCCUUACUACUUCUGCUUCAUCACACUCACUACCAUUGGUUUUGGUGACAUUGUACCCAAUCACCCCAAGUAUUUCAUGCUUACAUCACUCUUCAUCAUUGUCGGCAUGGCCAUCAUGUCCAUGGCUUUCAAACUGAGCCAAGCACGAAUAGUGUUCUUCUAUCGCCAUUUCAUCAAGUUUAUCAGCAGAGCAAAUGUGGAGAGUUAUGAAAAAUGAAGAUCAACAUGAGAAUCUCUGCCUCAUAUCCAAGUGUUGUACAAGUUAAUAGCUCUGCUUUUGACACAGACCCAAAACUCAAGUCUGGGGGAACUUGUGCUGGCUGUUCAUUUAUAAGCAUGAGAAAAAUGAAAAGUGUGCAUGUGCCAAAAGCUUUUGCCCUUUGAUGGAGGAUGAUAUUCAAAAUAAUUCUUAUCAAAAACUUCAAAGCCUGCAUAUCUACAUACAAUAUCUUGCCACGAAAUGUCUAUUAAUUGUACUGCAGUAUUGUGUGGUACUGUAGCAGUUGUACUGCUUUACAGGUCAGAAAUUUGGAUUUCUUACUUCCUUCGAGAGAAAUCAAAUAAAAUGCCUUUUAAAUUCAGGUUAUUUAUUCUUCAUUAUGAACUUCUGUUAAUAAUAUGACCUGCCCACACACUCACCACAUAAAGUACUAUGAUUUCCAGACUGUUGUAUACUAUUAAAACACCAUUCUGAUGCCUUAUAUUUUAUUAAACCAGUCUAGUCAAUGGUUUCUAGUGUUUGUGACCAGCCCACUGUGGACUGUGGAUGGCUGACCAUCUUCUCUACCUUGAUAACUUAUAACCAAGGAUGUGUUUCCUAAUAUAAGUUUGGAAUCUAAACAGGUUGCUGGACAAUGCACACAAGAUGGGAGGCUCCCUGUCUCUGCACUGAGAUCAUCUAGAUUAUUUUAACAUUUUUAUUCAUUUCAAGCCCAUUUUAGUCUUAAUCUUUUUUAAUGAGCAUAGAUCAGAGUAAGACAAAUUCUGAGCUACUGAAAGCAACCCUUUGCAGCUACUUGGCGAUCUACAAAGGAUCCAGGUUUUCAAGUCACCAGGCAGAAAUACUGAAUCAGAUGGAAUUUCAUUGAACUCACUGGGCCCAGUUUUUGGGCCCAUACUGGUAUAUUAAUGUUGUUGUGGGGUCCUCACAUGACUGAAGGCUUUCCCUUGUUGGGGAACUACUUAUUUUUCAGUCUUAAUAUUAGUGUAACUGAUCACAAAGAUUCUCCAAAAUAGAAAACUGAUCAACAGGUCUGGAUAUGCAUGUAGUGUAUAUUUAUGCUUCAUCUUAUUUGCUAUUAUUAAUCAAAUAAAAAUGUAUAUUAAAAUUUUAAUGUGCUGUACAUGUACAUUAACAACAUACAUGUCUUACUAUUGUCAUGGGCUUUCCAUCAUGUGUUUCAUGAGCCAUCCACUCAUCUUGUUGUAUUUCUGGUAGCCAAUGAAAAUGAACAGGAUUAUAGCAGGUGGUGGUCUUCUCCACUACUGCUCUCAGGUAUGAUGGCUUUCCACACCCUGACAAAGAUAAAGUCUGAAAAAGGUCAAAACCAUGUUUAUAUUCAAUAUUAUGACACUGAUAUACAGCACAUUACAGACAGCAGUGAUUGUUCAGUUAAAUAAUAAAUGGCAAGUAAAGUCAAUAUGAUUUCAUUAAUUUGACAUAGUGAUGCAUAUGAUAAUAAUAUAUAUGGGAACAGUGUACAUCUAUACGUGUGUAUUAUCAUUUUCUUCACCUCACUCUUGACUUCAUCUGGUGCAAGGACAUCUUGCUGUAAUCAAAAGAGAAUGAAUGAUAGGUUUACACUGUGUGCACAAUUAUCAGGCCAGCUGUAUUUUUGAGGAUUAAUUUUAUUAUUGUACAACUUGCUCUCAGUCAAUCCAAAAUGUUCAUAAACCUCAAACCUACAUACUUAAGGAAGUAAAAGAAAGGUUUUGGAUUUCUUGUGUGUGCACAAUUGUUGGGUAACUAUUAGAGUGCAGAAUUAUUGCAUUGAAAAGCAAAAAUAAAAAAAGGACAUUUCUUGAUCUGUUGAUGAUCAGCUUUUUUUUCAGCAACCAAAG
Scatophagus argus is the source of this 3556-nucleotide messenger RNA. It is a transcript of the gene kcnk18, whose product is annotated as potassium channel, subfamily K, member 18. The record is from RefSeq and is a predicted model, not a curated record. The transcript has 3 exons. The coding region runs from base 513 to 1712 and encodes 399 amino acids. Gene Ontology annotation, biological process: potassium ion transmembrane transport; stabilization of membrane potential. Gene Ontology annotation, cellular component: membrane. Gene Ontology annotation, molecular function: potassium ion leak channel activity. NCBI's taxonomy places the organism in Eukaryota, Metazoa, Chordata, Actinopteri, Scatophagidae.